AUGGCCGACCCUCUUCUCGACAUUCUCCAACGUCAUCUUCCUUCCGCAUCAUCUCCCUCCGCAGAAACUUCAAAGUAUCUCUCGCGCCUUGUCUCUCUUCGCCUCGGGGACCUGACCACAACCGAACCGCAAUCUCUUGCCCAGUCCAGUCAGUCAAACCUGGUCUCUAUCCAAGCAUUGAGUUCUCGCUCGCACCGCACAACCACCACUUCAUCUGACCACCUCUCCACGCUCCGCUCCUCACUCCCACUUCUAUCAACAUCCGUCGAGGCGAUUAAAGGGGCGAUUCCGGACUUAGAUGCCAGUGCGGUCAGCUUUGCCUCCUCAUAUAACAGAUCCAAAGACGAAAAUACGGGUGGAAAUGCCCUUCUCAAUGCACGACGGGAGUCAGCUCUCCUCGCUCGCCAAGCAGACAAAGCACAAGAUAUCCUCGAACUCCCUUCGCUCCUCUCAGCCGCCAUCGCCUCCGCGAAUCACACCGGCAACUCCUCCACCCCCUCCGUGUCAGGCGUAAACUACACCCAAGCUCUCGAUCUCUUCGCCCAUAUCAAACGCCUCCAAAUUCUCUAUCCAGACUCUCAACUCGUCCGUUCCAUCCUUGCUGACGCUGAAAUCGCCAUGAGAGACAUGACAACGAACCUCAUCGCGAGUCUGAGGAGUCCAAAUAUUCGUCUAGCAGCCGCCAUUCGCAUGAUAGGCUGGUUACGACGAGUGGCGCCCGACCUGGGUCCGCCUACCCCAUCAACACUACCAUCACCAUUUGGGCUCUCAACGACAAAGAACCCUCCCUCUCCAGGGGAAGGUCACUUCGGCGCCCUCUUCCUGUGCGCCAGGCUCUGCACGUUUCUCACCAUGACCGAAGCACUGUCCCCUCUCCGCGAUCUCGCCGACCAAGAAACUCAAGCCCGACAAUCACAGGCACACGAAACCGAUUCUAAGCAGUCAUCCACUCGCAAACCCUCCAGCAGCGCCACAGGAUAUAACCCCCUACAAGGGCAACAAACAGAACGGUAUCUGAAACGAUACAUCGAAAUCUUCCGCGAACAAUCCUUCGCCACCAUCAGCAUGUACCGGAACAUUUUCCCCGAUGACGACUCGGACGCUCUUGCUCACUUACCCGGAACCCAGCUCUUAGAUCCUCCACCGGCCAAGUCUCCAUCUCCACUGUCGCUGAACCUCUCCCUCCCACCAGCUCUACAAACUUUCCCCCUCCAUCUAGUUGACCUCUUCAUGUCGACGCUGAAAGAAUACUUACCCAACGUCACCGACCCGGCCGCGCGCGAGAGUCUACUCAUGCAAGUCCUCUACGCGGCCAACAGUCUGGGACGACUUGGCGCGGACUUCAGCCUGAUGAUUGCACUGUUGGACCAAGAUGAAUGGGACGCGGAGGGCGACGCCGCCGUAGACGCCAAUGUCGACACGGAUCGGACGCAAGCAGAAAAGGUAGAUGGCGGCGAAACGAAUGGAAAGCCAACGGCUGAAGAAGAAGCCGAAGGUGGAGAGCAGAAACAACAAGUACCCGAGCCCGAAUGGGUGGCCGUUAUCAAGAAACAUCGCAUUCAGGCCGCGAGGUUAGAGGCGUUGGCUGCAGGUCAGGACCGACUCGUGCAGAGACGCGAGUCAAGUGAUAUUGCGGUGCGAUAA
Molecule: messenger RNA, 1644 nt
Organism: Rhinocladiella mackenziei CBS 650.93
Lineage: Eukaryota; Fungi; Ascomycota; Eurotiomycetes; Chaetothyriales; Herpotrichiellaceae
Exons: 1
Coding region: 1-1644 (547 amino acids)
Biological process (GO): cytoplasm to vacuole targeting by the Cvt pathway; intra-Golgi vesicle-mediated transport
Cellular component (GO): COG complex
Source: RefSeq, a predicted model, not a curated record